Messenger RNA from Charadrius vociferus (killdeer), 1675 nucleotides. It is a transcript of the gene TNIP1, whose product is annotated as TNFAIP3 interacting protein 1. The coding region runs from base 35 to 1675 and encodes 546 amino acids. Lineage: Eukaryota; Metazoa; Chordata; Aves; Charadriiformes; Charadriidae. The record is from RefSeq and is a predicted model, not a curated record. The transcript has 16 exons. Gene Ontology annotation, biological process: cellular response to lipopolysaccharide; negative regulation of canonical NF-kappaB signal transduction; regulation of transcription by RNA polymerase II.
UGCAGGGAUGUCUGGCUGGGAGGUAGGCGACUGAAUGGCGGGCAUGGAAGGGAGAAGACCCUACCGCAUCUACGACCCUGGUGGGGGGACGGAGGAGAAUGGAUCCACGGCCUUUGAGCGGCUGGGGGAGGAGAACACCCGGCUGAAGGAGAAGAUGCAGGGGAUCAAGUCUAUUGGAGAGCUGCUGGAGGAGUCUCAGGUGGAGGCAUCCAAGCUGCGGCAGAAGGCGGAGGAUCUUGUGAAGGACAACAAAAUGCUGAUGGCAUCAUCUUCCUUGGAGGACCUGGUGGAAACUGGAGCCAUCGGCCCUGAUCCCAGCUCCACACAGGCCACCCCGGGCAGCACCCAACCGGACAUGGAAACACGGAAAUCUCCUCCAAGCGGAUCCUCCUCGGAGUUCGAGAUCGUCGCUAUCGAAGCGCAGGGGUUUCCGCAGGAGAGUGGGAGAGCGGACUUGGAGCAGCCACUGAACGAGGACACCAACCUGCUGCCCCAGCUGCAGCAACUGGAGAACACGCUGAGCGGCUGCACCAAGGAGGCCAGCAAGGACCAGGUCUUCAUGCGCAUGGGCUACAUGGCCUCCGAGCUCAAGCGCCUGGCCACCAAGGUGCACAAGAACGAGCAGAGAACAUCAUUCCUGCAGACGCUGUGUGAGACACUGCACAGUGAGAACAAAGAGCUGCGAACCAAGCUGGAGCGGGACCUGGAGCAGAGAAACCAGGCGCUGGAGAAACUCAGGUGUGAGAACCAGGAGCUCCGGAGGAUGGUGACGCUGAGCAACCAGGACAGCGGGAAGAGGGAAGCUGCCGAGCAGCAGCAGCAGAGCGGGGCUGCGGUGGAGAAGGCACCGGGCAGAGGAGAGCUGGAGGCCAAGGAGAAGAAGGUGAAGAUCCUGGAGCACCAGCGCAGGGAGCUGCUGGAGGUGAAUAAGCAGUGGGAUCAGCACUUCCGAGCCACGAAGCAGAAGUAUGAGCAGAAGGUCACAGACCUGCACCAGGAGCUGGCGGAAGCCCGCAGGGCACUGACCGAGCUCGAGUCAGAGCGGGAGCAAAAGCAACGGGAUUUUGACCGCAAGCUGCUCCUGGCCAAGUCCCGGAUCGAAACAGAGGAGGCAGAGAAGGAGAGGCUGGCCAUGGAGGUGAGGGACCUGCAGCAGAGGAUGCGGUUCCUGCAGGAGCAGCUGGCUCCGGUCACCAGGCAGCGGGAGUACCAGGAGAAGGAGAUCCAGAGGCUGAACAAGGCGCUAGAGGAGGCCCUGAAUGUCCAAGCUUCCCCACCACCCAUCUUUGCCAGCGCGAUGGAGCCUGCUGGGAAGGUGCCGCAGCAGGAGCUGCUGACCCAGAAUGAGCUCCUCAAGCAGCAGGUGAAAAUUUUCGAGGAGGACUUCCAGCGGGAGCGGAGUGACAGGGAGAGGAUGAAUGAGGAGAAGGAAGAGCUGAAGCAGCAGCUGGAGAAGCUGCAGAAGCAGUUGGUCCUCUCCAGCAACCAGCGGCUCCGAUCCCCGCCAGCGAUGCCGGGCGAGCACACGCCAGGACAAAACUUCCACCAUUUUUCCCCGCCCGAGUACCCCUGGCGCCCACCCUGCGCCAUGGCUCGCAGCCAGAACGCCCAGGCGGUGGCUGGGGUGAAACCGGUCCCCAAGGACUUGGAACAGGCAGGUCCCGGAUUGCCCUAA